This is a messenger RNA of Penicillium antarcticum, 2115 nucleotides long. RefSeq lists its product as uncharacterized. The coding region runs from base 1 to 2115 and encodes 704 amino acids. The record is from RefSeq and is a predicted model, not a curated record. NCBI's taxonomy places the organism in Eukaryota, Fungi, Ascomycota, Eurotiomycetes, Eurotiales, Aspergillaceae. The transcript has a single exon.
AUGUCAGUACUUGUGGAUGAGGGAAGCAGUCUAAUGAGUGCACGAGGUUACGACAGUGAUGCUCAGUGUAUUGGAAGUCCACAGUAUCCCGGCCCCUUGAGCGCAUCGCCCAAUAGUCCAGCCUUCCGCAGAAUGGGGUUGAAUGAUAUUAUAGAGCGAAGUCGCGAUCGAAAUCACUCAGAGCAGUGGGCUAACAACAGAGUUCGGUCUCAUGCAAACGGUCUUGAGCCUCCAUUUGGCAUGCAUUUCGUACCUACUCCCCCGGGAAGUUUGAGAGGUCGACCACGAGGAGCUCAUUUUAAACCUGCAACUGAAGGAACGAACAGUCAAUCUGUGUCGUCAUUUGGGGAUGACCGAUCGGGCCAACAAAACGCCUUUACCAAAUCGCUUCCGAGUCUACACCCCAGCCAAGAUGUUGCGCCAAGUCAAGAGCAUCUUCGUGCUCGGGGGGACAAUGUUGGGAGCAGUGGUGAGAAUCUUCAUGGUCUCGGGGCUGAUUGGCUCCAUUAUAUGGGAGGGGGCCCCCAAGGUUAUCGCACGGCAUCUUCAGGGUCUGUAUACAACCAGCCCCAAGAGUUGUCCGUUUUCAAAACAAGACCGCAACCGGACUCGCAUGGAACAAGUCAGGAGACUCGAGUCCCACGCCUAGGCGACAUGGAUAUCUCGCAGAGAGUCGCAACGACAGCCAUAAGAUCCGGACAGACAUCAGCCAAUCCAUCCAUGUCAGAUCUUGCGCAUCAAAACAGAUACGGGUGGCUCAUGACGUCUCAAGAAAAUGUGACCUCGCCCGCAAAGUCAGAAGCAUCAACAAUCGUGGGUCUCGAAGCUCACAAGCAGGCAAUGUUUCACAAACGAGACGUUUCCUCUUUCUACUCCCGACAAAGCAGCAACCCUUCAGGAGAAGCAUCCCCAGCCGCGCAGUCAAUCAGAGCUCGUCCAGCAAACUUCAGAAGCAAAAUGCCAAUCUUUCAUCCAGAUAUGCUUGACAAGGCUCAUGUCGGCAACAAGCAAUAUUUGGGAACCGAGUGGCCGAAGGGGAGAUUUGUUGAGCAGUUUGGCGAUAGCAACCUGAUAUUGGUCCAGGAUCAAGACAUGCCCAGCGAAAGUGCAGGGCAGCGCAAGGUCAGUCCGGGAUGGAUGACUGGAGGCCGACGGAUGGGGUACGGAUAUGCCAUGGUGGACAAUGUCGAGGCGGGACCAUCGCAAGUUGAUGGAACCGGCAGUUUACUUCCAAACGGAGGCUGGCGCAAUCUGACCCCAGAACCAACACCUGGUGAUAUUCAAACGCGGGAAAUGAAGGGGUCUCUCCAUCAUGUAUCCGACAUGGCACAAUCAACUCAUUCGUGUUCUCCAGAACAGGGCCGGUCUUGCGAUUCUCCUGGUGGACGCCGCUUGUCCAAUCCCAAAAGUCCUGCCAAUGCCUUGGACGAGCCCAUUUUGACUCCGGAUUUAUGGGCAAGAAUCAGAAGCCGUUCAGUGCGAGGUUACAACGACGCGCCUCUGGCAGUAGAUCUAGCAGCAGAUCAAAUGUCUGCUGGAAAUUCUCGUAGUCCAUUCCCGGUACGAGAGCAAAAAAAUGGGCCUAUCCCACCUAAGGCUGUUGGCUAUGUCGAAGAUGCGGAAAUCUUUCUGGGUCGAUGGACUAAAAAUAGCCGCGGCAGGGAUAAGCCACGGCCCCUCAAGAUCAACCCUGUCAGCAACCUCAAGAGCGAAGAACUAAACCCCUUCCAAGAAGGCCCACCGCUGGUACAACGGCGAUUCUCAAUGGAUCAGGCAAAUCAGCCUCAAUCCGUGUACUGCGACUCGCGGAACGACGGAAGUGCAGAUCAAGUGGAAGAGACACCGACGCGUUCUCGAAGCGGACGUUGGAUCUUGAAAUUCUCUAGGAACAGGAACAGCAAGCGGCGUUCGAAGCUCUAUCCGAAAGAGGCAUCCCAGGACUCAUCGGUCAAGUACCAAGGCAGUGACCGUCAAGGAUUGGGACGAACAAACUCCACCCGGAGUGAUAUGGCAGAAGAGUUGGCGAGUGCGUAUCAGGAAUGCAUUGAGAUGCCAGGGGCAUUCUCUGGCAGCAAAUGGGCUAGCCGGACUAGUCUAGUGGUUGAGGCAGAGUGA